CCCGCUCGGAGGAAGAUCUUCCUAUUGUUACGGUCGAGUGUAUCAUCAUAGCUCCCGUACAUCCGUAAAAUCCGCAAGAGGUAGGAACCACCUGCGUGGUACCUCUUGUCUGUAUAAGUUAGCUAGUUGUCCUUGUGCUGUUUGGAUGUUAUAGCAGUGGCCCUGGGUGACAUGCCGCUGCAGUGGCUUCCCGGGGAGCCCGACAACGCAGACAACAGCGAGGACUGCAUCGCGUACGUGGACGGCUGCGUGGCGGACAUAAACUGCACUGAGCUACUGCCGUUCGUGUGCUACAAGAAGUCCACUGCGAUGUCCAAACCGAUUUGCGAUACCGAUGACGAAGGUGAGCCGGGCCCGCGUGACCGCUGCUACAAGCUUCACCACGAGCAUCGAACCUGGACCCAGGCGAACCAGAUCUGCGUAGCGGAAGGGGGUCAGCUAGCUACAAUCAGAAGUAGAGAAGAGGCAUCGUAUCUAAGGAUUGCCUACCUAGGACUCGUUACAUCAGACAUUGCUUUUAAUGUCAUAUUUAUUGGUUUCCUGGAUUGGAGUGGACGCGGGGACUGGAGGACUAUUCAAGGGCAAUCGUUGGAGAACGCAGGCUUCGAUGAUUGGGACAGCAGACAUCUGGAUUGCUCAGACGCCGGGAAGACUUGUGGCGCCUUGCAGCUGACAAAUGUCAAGCUGAUCAGCCACUGGUGCGAGCACACCGCGCCUUUUCUGUGCGCUUUCCCCCAGAAUAGCACUCCCUAA
Messenger RNA from Pararge aegeria (speckled wood butterfly), 753 nucleotides. RefSeq names its product macrophage mannose receptor 1-like. The coding region runs from base 172 to 753 and encodes 193 amino acids. NCBI's taxonomy places the organism in Eukaryota, Metazoa, Arthropoda, Insecta, Lepidoptera, Nymphalidae. The record is from RefSeq and is a predicted model, not a curated record. The transcript is spliced from 3 exons.